Helicoverpa zea (corn earworm) is the source of this 470-nucleotide messenger RNA. RefSeq lists its product as uncharacterized. The coding region runs from base 3 to 470 and encodes 155 amino acids. The transcript has a single exon. The record is from RefSeq and is a predicted model, not a curated record. NCBI's taxonomy places the organism in Eukaryota, Metazoa, Arthropoda, Insecta, Lepidoptera, Noctuidae.
UCAUGUGGUGCAAUUUAUUUGUGGUCGUUUUCUUGUUAGUUAUAACGACUGCUAAAAGGGCGGAAUUUCUUCGAGACAGGCCCAGCGAGGACCAAGAGGAGGAAGGAUUUCAUAUGAAGAAAAGAGUUGAUAAUAAAUUUGUACAAACCACCACUGGUCGAUCUGCAGUGGGAGAUGCUGUCGUUGAAAAAUUUGUUGAAACUCUGAUGUCCAGUGAAAGAUAUUUGAAAAUGAUAGAAUCAGUGGAACGCAAGAUGAACCACUUGGAUACCACAUUCCAUGAACGAACUAACAGCAUUCUUAAAUAUUUGUCGGAGAUGUUAAGAAUGAUAAAGGCAUCGUCUUCUGAAAUGCUGGAGAAAGCCCUAAGAAAUGUGAAAUUAGACUUAGAUAAAUUGAAGCAGUCAAUGUCAGAGCGGUUGGAUGAACACCCUAACAUGCGCGGUGAGUUCCUUUAUUUUUUAUGUUAA